Molecule: messenger RNA, 1858 nt
Organism: Hevea brasiliensis (rubber tree)
Lineage: Eukaryota; Viridiplantae; Streptophyta; Magnoliopsida; Malpighiales; Euphorbiaceae
Product: cytochrome P450 71A1
Exons: 2
Coding region: 54-1592 (512 amino acids)
Molecular function (GO): oxidoreductase activity, acting on paired donors, with incorporation or reduction of molecular oxygen; iron ion binding; monooxygenase activity
Source: RefSeq, a predicted model, not a curated record
GGCCUUGUAUGUCUGCACUCUGUAACUCAAGUCCAAAGUCUUAGAAGAAGGCCAUGGAAACAGUAGCAUUGUUGCAUCAAUGGUGCCAAGAGUUUGCCAAAACUGUUCCAUUCAAUCCUCUGCUCAUUGCCUCUCUUCUCCUUUUAUCAUUUAUUUAUCUGUUUAGGUUCAAUAGAACUCGCAAACUCAAAUUACCUCCAUCACCCCCAAAGCUACCAAUCAUUGGAAACCUUCACCAACUAGGCGCUCUCCCCUAUCGAUCCCUCAAAACCCUCUCCGACAAAUAUGGCCCUCUUAUGCUUGUGCAUUUGGGCAAAGUUCCAACUCUUGUAGUUUCAACUGCAGAGAUGGCUCAUGAAAUCACCAAAAAUCAUGAUGUUGCUUUUGCAGAUAGACCGAAGACCAGCGCCGGAGAUGCUUUGUUCUUUGGGUGCCAAAACCUCGCAUUUUGUCCCUAUGGUGAAUAUUGGAGACAGGUGAAGAAGGUGUGCGUUCUUGAACUCUUGAGCCAGAAAAGGGUGCAAUACUUUGAGUUUGUGAGAAAAGAAGAAACUGCUAAGCUGGUUGAGAAGUUGCGCUAUGCAUGCGCUGUAGGAUCUCCAGUUGAUCUGAGUGAGAUGCUUGUUACUAUCUCCAACAACAUCGUAUCAAGAUCAGCUCUUGGUACAGUAUAUGAUAAUGAAAGUGGUCAUCAGAGCAGUUCAGGGGAUUUGGUUAGGGGAGCAAUAGACCUUGUGGGAAGUUUCAGCUUUAAAGAUUCUUUUCCCUAUUUGGGAUGGCUCGAUGUUCUAACAGGCUUCACCGGGAAGGUGAAAAAGGCUUCCAAAGAAUUGCAUGGUUUCCUUGAUCAAGUGAUUGAAGAACAUCAAGUAUCAAAAAGCCAGGACAAGGCUGAAGAUAGGAAAGACAUUGUGGAUAUUCUUCUCCAACUUGAAAAGAAUGGCAUGCUUACCGUUGAUUUCACUCGUGAAAGCAUGAAAGCUGUCCUAAUGGACAUGUUUAUUGGGGGAACUGAUACUACUGCAACAACCAUGGAUUGGACGAUGGCAGAGCUGAUGAAAAACCCACGCAUAAUGAAGAAAGCCCAAGAAGAGGUAAGAAGAGUGGUAGGAAACAAAUCGAAAGUAGAAGAAUCCGAUCUUGAUCAGAUGACCUACCUAAAAUGCAUAGUGAAAGAGACACUGAGGCAUCAUGUUUCGGGAAUGAUUCCAAGACAAACAACUGCGACCACAAAGCUGGAAGGGUAUGAUAUUCCACCCAAUACGAGAGUGUUGAUCAACGCAUGGGGAAUUCAAAGGGAUCCAGGAUUAUGGGAAAAGCCUGAUGAUUUUAUCCCUGAGAGGUUUAUUGACAAUCCAGCAGAUUUCAAGGGACAACACAAAGAGUACAUUCCGUUUGGUUCCGGGAGAAGGCUUUGCCCUGGAAUAUCCUAUGCGCUUAAAGAAGUUGAAUAUGUGUUGGCUAAUCUCCUCUUCUUGUUCGAUUGGAAGUUGCCUGAUGGACAAAAACACGAGGACCUGGACAUGAGCGAGGUCUUCUAUCUGGUCAUUCGUAAGAAAGUUCCUCUCAUGGUUGUGCCGUCCGUGCAUUAAUCAACGAUUAUUAAUCCACAUUGAACGGAGUUGUAAGGGAUGGUGUUUAAUUAAUUAUAAGCUGUGUUGACUUUUCCCUUUUUUUUAAUUAAUGUUUGUGGCCCUAAGCAUGACAAUGGAUUAGAGUCCAUCUUUGUAAUCCAUAGUGGAUUAAUUUCAUGCAAGACUUUCUGGAUAGUUUGGACUGCAGGGUUGGUCUCCUUUUGUAUCCAAAUAAUAGUUAAAGAGUUAAAUAAAUAAGCAUGAUGUGUACCUUAUAGUUUUAA